This is a messenger RNA of Schistosoma spindalis, 375 nucleotides long. The record is from the annotation of a GenBank genome assembly. Lineage: Eukaryota; Metazoa; Platyhelminthes; Trematoda; Strigeidida; Schistosomatidae.
AUGAAUAAAUAUUUUAUUAUUAUUAUUACUAUAUUAAUUACAAUUUUAAUCCAUACCACAAUAAAUGGUAUUCAGUUAAUAAAUGAGCAAUAUAGAAUAGAAACCGUAUCAAAUACAUUAAUACACAUUCGAGAUAUUCAAUCUACAAUAAAAUGUUCCUUUUGUAAAGUGAUAGUUAAUGCAGUUAGAAAAAUUAUGACAAAACUUUCAACAUUUCAAAUGAUUCAUUUAAUUAUUCAUGAAAUGUGCUCUGUAGUUGAAGAUCAUACAGUAGAGUGUUAUGAUGUGGCUUCACAAAUAGUUGAUUCUUACAUUAUAAUAUUCAAUAGAACUGAAGCAUUAGAUACUUGUAUGCAAGUCAGUUUUUGUAGCUGA